GUGAAAAUAGGAGGGGAGGUGGGAGUGGGUUGUUUUGGGUCGAAAGGAGGGGGAAUUCUUGUCUUGUCAUUCCGCUCACCUUCCCUCCGCUUCGUCCUUACCCACGGUGCUUUGUUUACUUGCACUAUGAAGCAGUUAUAUCUGUGACAGCUGUCACACGUCACGAUAAACUACAAAUAUGGCCGAACACGACCUUUGUCCCCACCUGGACAGCAUUGGGGAGGUAACCAAAGACGACCUCCUUCAAAAAUCCAAGGGGACCUGUCAAUCCUGUGGUGUUUCUGGUCCCAACCUGUGGGCAUGUCUUGAGAAUGACUGCCAAUAUGUUGGUUGUGGAGAGUCCUACUCAGAUCACAGUACUCUGCAUGCUCAGGCCGUGAAGCACAACCUGACGGUCAACUUGACCACGUUCAGGAUCUGGUGCUACGUAUGCGAGCGGGAAGUCUUUCUGGAAUGCCAGAUCCCGCUGGCCUCUGUUCCAGUGCCCGCCGUCCCCCACCGACAGCACUGCUUCACUCCGGAACAGGAAGAGAUGCUGCUGGGUCACCCGCUAAAAGCGGUGCCGAUCGCCAUGGGUGAAGAAGAAGGCUCCGAGUCUGAGGAGGACGAGCUUAAACCCAGAGGUUUAACAGGAAUGAAAAACAUUGGCAACUCCUGCUACAUGAACGCUGCUCUUCAAGCUCUCUCCAACUGUCCUCCUCUCACUCAGUACUUCCUGGACUGCGCCGGUCUGGUUCGCACUGACAAGAAGCCGGCUUUGUGCAAGAGCUACCAAAAACUCAUCACAGAGCUCUGGCAUAAGAAACGGCCCAGCUAUGUCGUCCCUACCACUCUGUCCCACGGCAUCAAGCUGCUGAACCCCAUGUUUCGUGGCUAUGCUCAGCAGGACACUCAGGAGUUCCUGCGUUGCCUGAUGGACCAGCUCCACGAAGAGCUGAAGGAGCCACUGACGGAGUGUGGCGGCAGCAUCAGCAGCGAAAGCAGCGACGGCGAGGAGCGUCUGGACGGCGAACGCUCAUCUGCCGAGGACGACUUCCUCUCCUGCGACUCGGGCUCCAACAGCGACCGCGGCGAAGCAGGCAUCGGCGGCGGCGAGACGCCCGUGCCGGACGAGCGUGACUGUAUCGGGAUGACGGGGGACCAUCCCAUCGAGAUCUCCGAGAAGGAACGGCUGAAGGAGAAGCGGGUGUCCGGCUCGCCCCUCCGCGGGACCUCGCGGGACGUUGACGAGGACGCCGACGUUGAUACGGCGGUUCCUGGGAGAGCUGAGGAAGAAGAAGUCGUGGAGGAGGAUUCCCGACGCCAGGAGAACAACCGAGAAAUUGAAGCAAACAACAUCUCACAGCCCAACAACGAAGUGACCGUGCCCCGCCCGCAUUCCACCCCUUGCAGUCCUGUGAGAAACCUCCAAGAACUUCACUCUAAACUCUCAUCUGCUCCGUUGCGCUCCAGUCCGCUACGCUCCUCGUAUCCGUUCAAAAAAGCUCAGCUAGUUCUUGCCUCAAAAAAGAAGAAGCAGUCGCACUAUCGCAGCGUCAUUUCCGACAUCUUUGACGGCUCCAUCCUCAGCUUGGUCCAGUGUCUGACUUGCGACAGGGUGUCGACCACCGUGGAGACCUUUCAAGACUUGUCCUUGCCUAUUCCCGGGAAAGAGGACUUGGCCAAGCUCCAUUCCUCCAUUCACCAGAACCUGCCGGUCAAGACCAGCGUGUGCGCCGAGACGUACGGCUCGCAGGGUUGGCUCACUUUCAUUGUGGACUCCAUCCGGCGCUUCGUGGUCUCGUGUAUACCCAGCUGGUUCUGGGGGCCAAUGGUGACCUUGGAGGACUGCCUCGCUGCCUUUUUUGCUGCCGACGAACUCAAAGGAGAUAACAUGUACAGCUGUGAAAGAUGUAAAAAGUUGAGAAACGGUGUCAAAUAUUGCAAAGUGCUCCGACUUCCAGAGAUUCUGUGCAUUCACCUGAAGCGCUUUCGACAUGAGGUAAUGUACUCGUUCAAGAUCAGUAGCCACGUCUCUUUCCCGCUGGAAGGCCUGGACAUGCGGCCUUUCCUGGCCAAAGACAGCCCGUCCCAAGUCACCACGUACGAUUUGCUCUCCGUCAUCUGUCACCACGGCACCGCCGGAAGUGGACACUAUAUAGCGUACUGCCAGAACGUCAUCAACGGUCAGUGGUACGAAUUUGAUGACCAGUAUGUCACAGAGGUCCACGAGACGGUGGUUCAGAACGCAGAAGCCUAUGUGCUCUUUUACAGGAAAAGCAGCGAGGAGUCGGUGAGGGAGCGUCAGAAGGUGGUGGCUCUGGCUAGCGCCAAGGAACCGAGCCUUCUCCAGUUUUACAUUUCGCGAGAGUGGCUCAACAAGUUUAACACUUUCACAGAACCGGGCCCCAUUGCAAACCACACCUUCCUUUGUCACCACGGAGGCAUCCCUCCUAAUAAAUAUCACUACAUCGACGACCUGGUCGUUAUUGUACCGCAGAAUGUGUGGGAGUACCUUUACAACAGUUUCGGAGGCGGUCCGGCAGUCAACCACCUGUACGUGUGCGCCAUUUGCCAGGUGGAAAUUGAGGCGCUCGCUAAGCGCAGGAAGACUGAGAUUGACACCUUCAUUAAGCUGAACAAAGAGUUUCAGGCCGAAGAGGCUCCGAGCGUCAUCCUGUGUAUCAGCAUGCAGUGGUUCCGCGAAUGGGAGAGUUUUGUCAAAGGCAAAGAUAAUGAGCCUCCCGGUCCCAUUGACAACAGUAAGAUCGGCGUGAUGAAGGGGGGCCACGUUCAGCUCAAGCAAGGCGCAGACUACGGUCAGAUAUCCGAGGAGACGUGGCAGUACUUGUUAGGAAUUUACGGCGGUGGUCCCGAGAUUGCCGUGAGACAGACGGUGGUUCCGGCCGACCCCGACGGAGAGAGGAAGAUCGAAGCCGAGACCAGAGCACUCUGAUGUCACGCCAGCCCACCGCUGAAAACACUAAAUGCUGACAUCGGCGUUUAAGAUCCCAGGGUGACGGCUGUUGCUGCCAUUUCAACAGCUGGGGCUUCAUUCCUCCUCUUCUCUUCCUGCCUCCCACGCAACUGAAGAAUUUUGCACCUGAAUGAAAAUGAAGAUGAGCCGUGAGUAGAUUGUAAAAGUGCAGGACGGUAUCUUUUUUUUUGUUGUUGUUUCUUCGCCAUUUUAUUGCUGUAAAUCGAAGAGAUGUAUGCGAUUUUGUAUGUUGCUUGUUUACAACCGGCGGCGCAAACUGCUACCACUGUACCAUCAGUCAAACGCACGUACAUAUGCACGCCAGGGAUAUAAAAUAACAUUUGAUAUGUUUGGGGGAGAAAAAAGAAGCAUGUAGAGAUAAAAACAAAAUGAUUCCACACUAUAAACUUAACUCAUUCAUUGCCAACUGUUUUCCAAGCAAAGGAUUUUCAUUAGUAUUUCAGGACACACAGUAUAAUAUUCUGUGACAAUCCAAGCAUCAAAGUUUCUCUUUUUUGGCCAGAAUAAAAGUUUCCUCCUCA
Molecule: messenger RNA, 3498 nt
Organism: Corythoichthys intestinalis (scribbled pipefish)
Lineage: Eukaryota; Metazoa; Chordata; Actinopteri; Syngnathiformes; Syngnathidae
Gene: usp20
Product: ubiquitin specific peptidase 20
Exons: 23
Coding region: 179-2935 (918 amino acids)
Biological process (GO): protein deubiquitination
Cellular component (GO): cytoplasm
Molecular function (GO): zinc ion binding; cysteine-type deubiquitinase activity
Source: RefSeq, a predicted model, not a curated record